GAGUAUGUAAACUAAGAAACAGUAUUUUUGUAAAUAUAACUUUCUGUUUUAUUUAUUUAAAGUGACAUAUAUCGUUGCGUGAACUUUGAUCAGGAGUGGUUACGAGGCGGCCGCCAAGACUUUUGUGGCAUCGGAUAUGGAUGUGAACUUGAAUGGUCGCUCCUUCCUGAUCACGGGGGCAAACAGCGGUCUGGGCAAAGCCACGGCGCAGGAGAUCGCCAGUAGAGGGGGAACCGUGCACAUGGUGUGUCGUAACAAGGGGCGAGCAGAAGCCGCCCAGAAAGAAAUCAUGGAGCUGAGUAAGAACCAGAACGUUCACAUCCACAUCGUGGACAUGUCCAGUGCUAGACAAGUGUGGGAGUUUGCGCAGAGUUUCUCACAGCGUAAUGACCUACAUGUGUUGAUCAACAACGCAGGCUGUAUGGUCAACCAGCGUGAGCUGACUGAGGAAGGUGUGGAGAAGAACUUUGCUACAAAUACCCUAGGCACAUAUAUUCUCACCACUGCAUUUCUACCUGCCCUGAAGAAAGCGAAGGAUCCCAGAGUGGUGAGUGGACUGUCAUAUUCUUGAUCUGUUGCACCA
Messenger RNA from Hippocampus comes (tiger tail seahorse), 583 nucleotides. Its product is annotated as dehydrogenase/reductase SDR family member 12-like. Bases 137 to 571 code for a protein of 144 amino acids. NCBI's taxonomy places the organism in Eukaryota, Metazoa, Chordata, Actinopteri, Syngnathiformes, Syngnathidae. The transcript is spliced from 5 exons. The record is from RefSeq and is a predicted model, not a curated record.